Messenger RNA from Lasiodiplodia theobromae, 990 nucleotides. RefSeq names its product Xylosidase. The record is from RefSeq and is a predicted model, not a curated record. The coding region runs from base 1 to 990 and encodes 329 amino acids. NCBI's taxonomy places the organism in Eukaryota, Fungi, Ascomycota, Dothideomycetes, Botryosphaeriales, Botryosphaeriaceae. The transcript has a single exon.
AUGAGGCCGAUCUCUCAGCCUUUCGGGCGCAAUCAGCAGCGUCGCCACCUCUCCUACUCGCACCGACACGCCGCGCCCGACUCCUCGUCGUCCCCCACGGCGGCGGGCGUAGAGCCCAAGCCUGACGCCGAUCCCAUGGCCCGCACCGAGCUCCCUUUGGCGGUGCUCCACCCCAACCACUUCCGCCACACGCGCGAGCUCUUCGUCAAAAAGCGCCGGCUCGACGAGCAGCGGCUGCGCGACGCGAUGCAGGCCGUCAAGACCGGCCGCGAGCACGAGCUCGCCUACCUCGAUGACGCCGUCACCCUGUCCCAGUACGUGUCCAUCAACCUCAUGCUCCAGUGCGCCGCCGUUAACCCGAUCCGCUGGCAUAUGCAGCUAAAGGAAACCGCCCGCCUUGCCAACCAGGAAGGCGCGCGGAGGGCGACUCGGUGGCCCGCCAUGUGGUACGCCAACAGAAUCGAUGAGGGGACGGUGAAGACGGGCAUCCUGAACAUGCGGCAGCGUGUUCUGCGGGCGAGCGCGGAGACGAGGUUCAGAGAGGCGGAGCUCGGCCGGCGGGUGACGAGGAUCGUGCAGCUGCUGCUGCAGAAGGAGGAAAAUUCCGAGUCUUUUAGGUUGUUGCGGGGUUUGUUGGUGGCGAGAGUUCGGGAGAGACUGAGAGUCGAGCCGAGUAGGCGGUGGGCGAGGAGGUUCGUGUGGGCGGUGCAUAUGAUGCGCUACGAAGAGAUUGCAUAUCUCACGGAAGCGCUGGAAACUUCGGAGAAAGAUUUGGAAGCGAUGGAGACGAUGCUCUUGUUGAUCAAGUACGGGGCUGACGAACAGUUGAAGGCGCUGGAGGCUGGCGACUCGUUCCGCAGACCGGUUUUCAGAAAGUACCAAUCGGGGAUGGAUGUCAACAUGGAGAUGAGGGCAAACGACGCAUGGACGCUGGCAGGUGAACUGGAGCACUUGCUGGGUGUUGAGCGCCGCAUGGGCGAAAUCGUGUAA